AUUACCCUGCCAAAGCCCUCCUCUCUGCUCACACUCCCUAUAAGUAGCAGGGUACCAGCACUGCCCUCAGCAGCACCCAGCUCCUCUCCUCCAGCUCUCUCCAGCCUUGCUCACAUCCCAGCUCGUCUCCAGCCAUGAGGUUCAUCUGCCUCGUCUUCGUUGCCCUCCUGCUGGUCUCCCUGGCUGCCCCAGGAUAUGGGCUGUUUUUGAAGCACUGCCCGGAGAAGAUCGGUCGCUGCUCCGCCAAGUGCUCCAAAGCAGAGGUCUCGGCCACCUCCCCCAACUGCAAGGGGCAUUGCUGCCUGCCUGCCGGCUGGAAGAAGUGGAUCUAAGUGCUGAGGAGGAGCCCCUGGGGGAGAGGAGGCACAGCGGUGGCUUUGGGAGCAGCUUCUCCAUGCUCUGACCCAUGUGUCAUCCCCUCCUCUCUAUAAAUAAAAGGAGAAAAAAAAGAUGUAA
Messenger RNA from Coturnix japonica (Japanese quail), 456 nucleotides. RefSeq names its product meleagrin-like. The record is from RefSeq and is a predicted model, not a curated record. NCBI's taxonomy places the organism in Eukaryota, Metazoa, Chordata, Aves, Galliformes, Phasianidae.